Molecule: messenger RNA, 3590 nt
Organism: Triplophysa dalaica
Lineage: Eukaryota; Metazoa; Chordata; Actinopteri; Cypriniformes; Nemacheilidae
Product: nuclear GTPase SLIP-GC-like
Exons: 23
Coding region: 88-2397 (769 amino acids)
Molecular function (GO): GTPase activity
Source: RefSeq, a predicted model, not a curated record
AACCUAUUCCUCCCGCCAAAUUCUGAAACAUACGUCAACCUGAGAUAGCGGUGUUUCAGUGCUUCCGGGCUUCAUUAAGACUUUAUAAUGUCCUCCGUUAACGUUGAGGGUUGUGAUGACUGUAAGAUGAGUGAAGAGGGAGAUGAAGACGACAGGAGUGUUGGAGAUCGACCGAAUUUUGCUCUUGUUACCUUGCAAGAUACAGAAGAAAUGAUGGUAAUGCCAUCAAAAUGGUUAAACACAGACAAGACGCAAUGUCGCUGGCCCCCAUUCAGAUCACCAGAGAAGUUAACAGAAGCUGUUAGAGACGGGCUUGAACCUCCAACAGCAGGGAAACCAUGGGAGAUGUUAAAUAUAGUCCUUCAUAAAGAAUAUGACACUUUUGAGGAGGCUAUAAAGAAACAAGAAGAACUAAAAGAACAGAAAGAUGGAAUGUAUGCAGUCGUUACCCUGCAAGAGUCAAAUGAGCUGACUGUGAUACCAGUGAAUUGGUUAAAGACACAGUGCUACUGGCCUCCAUUCAAGACACCAAAGGAGUGCUUAGAAGCUGUAAAAAACAGACUUGAACCCGUCAAGAGAAAAAGUCCUUGGGAACUAGUAAAUAUGGAUCUUCAUGGAGAAUAUGCCACCUAUCAGCAGGCUAGAGAGAAACAAGAAGCAAUUAGUGAGCAGAUGGAACGGCCCUCUACCUCUCUAAAAACAAACAAUCCAUCUACACCGCAGACAUCAUGCUCCACUCAAACCUUUGGUGUUAAAAGAAAACGCGACAAGUCACCAGAUAUUACAGUGCAGCCUCUGCUAACCGCAGGGAACAUAAAUAUGGACCCAAAGACGAAAUCAAAGCAGAUCAUGGAAGAAAUUAAAGAAAAAGUUCAGGCAAUCCAGGACACAGACCCCACCUUUACUACAAUAAAAACUCACAUUCUAGAUGCCAUUUCAAAGAUGGAUAAAGACACCAGAAGGAAGACAACCAUUGGGAUUUUUGGCAGGACAGGAGAAGGGAAAAGCUCUUUAUUAAACGCAGUACUGGGAGAUCAGUUUUUACUGCCAUCUGGUGGUUUUGGUGCAUGUACAGCUGUUAUAACACAAGUGGAGGCAAAUCUGAAUGACUCCAACUACAUAGCAGAGAUUGAUCUCAUUUCUAAAGAGGAAUGGGAAGAUGAGUUCGCUCUUUCAGAUAAAAGAGAGGAAAACGAAUUAAUAGAAAUGACUAAAGAAAGGAUCACUGCCCUGUUUGGAGCUGAGGCAGAAGAGAAAACAUUAGAGGAGCUGAAGAGAGAUGACAAAUAUAAAGAAAUAUUAAAUGUUUUGUCUACAGGAAAGAAGAUCAUGUCAAGCAGUGAUCCGUCUGCGUUUGCCAGCGAUGUUGUAUGUUACAUAGAAAAUAGUGUAGCAAAUCCCGGUGGCUGGUACUGGCCGCUUGUGAAGAGUCUGACGAUCAAAAUCCCAAAAUCUUGUGAACUCUUGGAGCACAUUGUCCUCAUUGAUCUUCCUGGGACUGGAGACUGCAACAAGAUCAGAGAUGACCUCUGGAAAACUAAAAUAAGAGAGUGCUCUGCUGUGUGGAUUGUAAGUGACAUCAAGCGAGCGAUUACAGACAGAGACCCUUGGGGAAUAUUAGAGCAUUGCAUUGAAGAUUUGGGACCUGGAGGAGAAUGCAAACAUGUAAACUUCAUCUGUACUAAAACUGAUGAUAUGAAACCAGCAGAAUACCUCAAAUCUGCAAAGCUUACGGAGGCCCAGAUUUCAGGACAUGGUUUAGAUGUGAAAACAAAGUGCAUACUUCAUAGAAAUGACCUUGCACAGAAAACAAUAACAGAAAAAUUGCAAAGUUCUAAAAGUGAAGAAUCAAAGGAAAGAUUCAUCACUGAUGUUUUCACUGUAAGCUCCGAAGCAUUCUUUGAUCCAGAAUUAAAUCUGAAGGAUGUAGAAACAGAGAUACCUAAACUGAGGGAUAUCCUGAUAAACCAAAACAAGAGCAUCAACCAAAAACUGACCAGAGAUUAUAUCAAUGAAGCAAAAGGAAUUUUGUCCUUGAUCCAAAGCGUCCAACUUGAUAAAGAUAAAAACAUGGAACUGAAGACAAACCUAGAGAAAGAACUGAAGCUGCUGGAUGAUCAUUUUGAAGAUCUUUAUGAGAAUCUGAAGAAAUGUCUCUCAAAGGGUGUAGAAGAAUCAGUGAGAUUGUGUGUUAAGACCACACAAGACAUGUUAUCAUCUGCUCGGCCAAAAUCUAACAGAGGAUUUCACAGAAUUUUUCGAGCCAUGUGUGAGAGAGGAGGAUCCUACUGGCCAAAAAAAAGGAAUGAACCUUUAAAUUUAAACAAGUGUUUGUCCAAACACAUGUACGACAGCAUUAAUAAGGAGUUUGGGUUGAUGUUUCCGAAAACAAACUGAAGGCAUCACUCAGCAGAGUCAUCGUAGAAAAGAAGAAGGAAAUCUACUUAACAAUCUAUACAGCCAUUAAGAGGAAAAUGGCUCCGGGCUACAAGAAAGCUGCUGAGGAAAAAGGUGAAGGAUCCAUGCAGAGGAUGGAGAAAGCAAUAAUGGAAACAAUCGAUGAGUUAAAAGUUCAAAUGUUCAAUGAGGCAAAAGUAGAAAUGCUUGAGAUGUUCAACAACUUGAAGACGCGUAUAAUGAAAACUCUUGAAACAGAGCUGAAGAGUUCAGUGAACCACUCGCUUUCACAAAUCAGCAAAUUCAACCUCUUGGAUGUCUCCAGAGAGAUUCAUGAGCUAGAUAAACUAUCAGCAGCAGUUUGAGGUCAAGCAGGAGCCUGUUCCAGUCCAAUGACCAAUCAAAACUGGCCCAAUGACCUCAGCCCAAAUACCAAAAUAUGUCAAUCCCAUACCUUUAAUUCAUUAUUAUCAUAAUUUCUUCUUUAGUAGUAAUCACAAACAUGCAUAUGGUUUGCUUUCAUAAAAAACAGUUUUCGUUACAUAAUUUUCGUCACAGUCAUUUAUCAUAUAUUUCUUAGUUACCCAUUUGUUAUUCUUAUUUUUAUUACGGUUGUUUAUGUUGGAUGCUGUACCUGUCUUAUAAGAUAUUGAUCUCCAUCUCGUCAUAAGAAAAUGUUUAGAAACCAUAUUUCUUCCCACCAUUUUUCAUUAUAAAAUAUUCCUUUCAAUCGAUUUAGUAUUAAAGUUAAACUCAGAUUAUUUUUAAUUUCUUGUCUGAUAUUCUAUCCUGCAUCUCUGUACCAACCGAGUUGAUAUCUCGAUAGGCUUAUUCAAACAGUCUGUGGACUUUUCACAUGUGUGAGCUUCUAACACAUUUUUAUACAGUUUGCAAAAUGUACUUUUCCAUUAAUGCAUGAGGCAGAUGCUUUUAUCCAAAGUGAAUUAUUGUGCAAGGAAUUAAUUUAUGUGUGGUUGCUGGGAUUUAACCCAUGGCAGUGCAUAAAUCAUUGCGGCUUCCGUAUAUUUUUUAUUAUAUGUAGAGUUUUUGUCUUUGUAACAAAAUAUGUGAAGGGAACUGUUGGGUCUUUAAGCAAAUUUUAAUUUUCAAAUGAAAUAAAUAAGACUAACACAGAAAAAGUACCUGAUACAAAACAUGAAGCUUUAAAAUAAAAUUUUAAAGUUUUAUCACGU